This is a messenger RNA of Prorocentrum cordatum, 507 nucleotides long. NCBI's taxonomy places the organism in Eukaryota, Dinophyceae, Prorocentrales, Prorocentraceae. The record is from the annotation of a GenBank genome assembly.
AUGGCACAUCAGCUUUAUCAGAAGGGAAAGUUUACGGACGCGGUCAUCAAGUGUAGCGGCCAGGAGUUCAACGUCCAUCGGGCCGUCCUUGCGAGCACCAGCGAGGUAUUCGACAGGAUGUUCAGUUCGAGCAUGCGUGAGGGGGCAGAAGCAGUAGUGUUGAUUGAGGACGCCACGCCCGAAGCUGUAGAGGCUCUUAUCGAGGGAAUGUAUUGUGGGAAACUGCCAGAGAAAAGGUUGUUACCGAGUUUCUGGCAUCUCGCCAGCAAGUAUUUGAUAGAAGAUCUCGCGGCAGCAGCCAUGCGGGUGAUGUACGAAGAGAUCGAUAUAAGUAUUGCGACGGAUUUUUUGCUAGCCUUGCGGCAUCACACUCAAAACGAGGAUGCCGGCUCAGGCUCGGAAAUGUGGUCUGGAUUGUUGCAGAAGUUGGAGUCGGACAAGGCAAUGCACCGCAGAGUGCUCGAGGAGUUGGCCGACGGUUCUUGCAAGCGCCUCAAGCGGAGCUAG